This is a messenger RNA of Staurois parvus, 380 nucleotides long. The record is from the annotation of a GenBank genome assembly. Lineage: Eukaryota; Metazoa; Chordata; Amphibia; Anura; Ranidae.
CACCGAUCAAUGGAAAGAGCCAAAGAUGUCAGCUCAGUCAUUGCCACCUGUCAGUGCCCAUCAAUGCCAGCUUUCAGUGCUCAUCAAUGCCACCUGCCAGUGCCCAUCAGUGCCUCAUCAAUGCCACAUAUCAGUGCCUACCAGUGCACAUCAAUGCCACAUAUCAGUGCCCAUCUGAGCUGCCUAUAAGUGUCACAUAUCAGUGCCAGUCAGUGCCACCUAUCAAUGCCAGUCAAUGCCACCUAUCAGUGCCAGUCAAUGCCGCCUAUCAGUGCCAGUCGGUGCCGCUUAUCAGUGCCACCUAUCAAUGCCAUAUAUGAGUGCUGCCUUUCAGUGCCCAUCAGUGUUGCCUGUCAAUGCCCAUUAGUGCCACCUACUAG